Molecule: messenger RNA, 3486 nt
Organism: Aphanomyces astaci
Lineage: Eukaryota; Oomycota; Saprolegniomycetes; Saprolegniales; Verrucalvaceae
Exons: 12
Coding region: 1-3462 (1153 amino acids)
Biological process (GO): peptidyl-proline hydroxylation to 4-hydroxy-L-proline
Cellular component (GO): endoplasmic reticulum
Molecular function (GO): procollagen-proline 4-dioxygenase activity; calcium ion binding
Source: RefSeq, a predicted model, not a curated record
AUGUACCUCGACUGGAAGAGCAACGCCGCAGUCCAAACCAUCGUCUUCCAGCAUGUGUUGCCACGAGUCGAGCAUUUCUUUCCCAACAACAUCAUACAGAUCGAGAGCACAGCGUUGACGCGAUACGCCAAGGGCCAAUCGUACUCUUGGCACGUCGAUGCAUACGACGAGCACACGCUUCAUGCUCGCGCCAUCACGUUCCUCCUGUACCUCAACGACGUUGACGUCGGCGGGGAAACAGUCUUUGCACAUGUGGCUCAAAAUGGCAGCACUGUCCAGGCCAAGGAAUCCUUGGGGCGCGCGUGUGCUGCCACGUCAUCACACGUAAAGGUCACGCCGCGGGCAGGAAAGUCGCUGGUGUUUCAAAACGUACCCGGACGCAUGUCCACGCACGGCUCGUGCGUCGUCGGGUCAGAGGCCAAAUGGAUCAUGCAGUUCUGGAUAUCCGCCACACCUACCAUGCAGUUGGCGUUUCAGCCGUUUCAUGCAACUGGUGUCAAGCACUUUACGAUGGACAACGAUGCGAUCAAGUUCAUCGACGUCCCCAAAGCUGUGACACGAACUCCCGUGCGCAAGAAAGGCGCGCCAAAGAUAUUGCAACGCAAGUCCAUCCACUUGGGCUGGGAAGACGACGACGUAGGCCAAGAUGGUCCUCGGGGAGACAGCACCGUCAACAAGGAAAUGUUCGUGCUCGAAUUCUACAACCCCCAGCUGCAGUCGCCGCACGGCCGACGGCCAACCACGACGCAUGCGAUGACUCGGGCGAACUACGUGCUGGAUCGAGUCGACAGCAUGCGCCAAAGCCGCAGUGUCCUCACGUUUGUCGAUCCGCUGGAAGACGCGACUCGACGGGACCUGAAGCGGUCCAACUUGCUACAUCCUGUGGCGGUGCCACUGGUCAUGUCGGACGCCGCUACGCCGCUUCAUGUCGGCGCGGCGGCGAAGCACCAGCAGCAACCCCAACGAUGCCCCCAGUGCAAUUCCAACCACGUCAUCAUGGUGCCGGUGUGCAAAUACUGCAAAACGCUAGAUGUUCUCACCCAGGAUCACACCGCCUUGAAACGACACGCGUAUGCGUUGGUGGAAAAGCACCCGUCGAUUGCCCCCACUCAAUUGAUCGAUGAGGUGGUGUCCUUCUUACACGAGUACCACCAGCACCGAGCACCGCCUGAGAAACCACAGGCAACCAUCGACCCUUCAUCGAGACCCACGACCAGCCCCUCGAACCCCCCCAUUGCUACUACUAUGGCCGUAGCGGUAGCUCCGCCCAUAAUCUCAACGGAUGAAGUGAAUCGAUUAAUGCACACGCUGCAGCACAACCAAGUGCCGUCGACGCGGGAAGCCUUGCUCGAGCUCAAGCACGCACGGUCCAAAGCUGCGGCCGAAGUCAAGCCCCCCCAGUUGAGCCAAACUACCAAGCAAACGAUCGUGCACUACAUUUUGCAUUCGUUUUCCCAGCCCCACGGCGAACCGCCAGAUUGGACAAAGGAGCAGCGGUGGGACCACCAGGACUUGUGCCUGGAAAUGCUCAAAACACUCUCCAUGCACGACGUCGACGACAUCGUCCGAGCGUACAACGCGUGGAAGAACGUGAACGACAUUACGCUGCGCCAAGACUACGAUGCCACGUCCCAAACUCGCCCUUUGAUGUUGGACCAAUGCGACCAACGCUCGUCCACCCAAAAACUCAAAGAUGCCGAAGUGGACGAAGCCGACCAAGUGGUGCCCGACGUCCGCACAUUUCAACUGCAGCGGCGCAAAGCCAUCCGCACGGCUAUCCCCCCCGAGAAGGCGCGUCAGCUGAUCGCCCGCCGUGCCACCGUCCGUCCAAAGCCCACGGGUACCCCCGCCGCCGCGACGAUCCCCCCGCUCCUUCAACAUCGCCAUGCCACUCCCAUGAUGGCGGCCGAGUCGACAGACCAUAAGGAGGACGAGAGCGAGGGUCUAUCGUUGCUACACGAACGGCACAAAGCUGAAGCCGACGAAAAAGCCAAGCAAAUCUUGCUCAACGCCGAGCGACACAAGACGAUAAGUUCCGACGGCAUGUUUUCCUUGGACAACACUUCGUUUCUCGCGGCGUCGCUUGCCCAACAAGACCUCGUCGUGGUGCUGCAGUUCGAUCGCCAAGCGCAAGAAAUGUUCUUGCUUGGCGACGAAGCGGACAGAGAAGCCCUGCUGCAGCUGUCCCCCCUGGGGCGGGUGGAAGUGGUGGGGGAGUGGAUCGCAAAGAGUGUCGACAACCGCAACAUUCUGGUGGCCGCUACGCGGGCCAAGGGCCAUCUACUGACCUCCGACGAGCGCCGGCUGCUGCUGGCUAUGGAAGAAGAAGAUUGCCGGUACCAUUUGCACAUGUGGAAGCAUUGGCAGCAACAAGACACCAGCCAUGUACCAACCCCCAACUUAGCGUUUUUGCAGCUCAAUGGCACAGGCCGGCGGCGGCCGCGGGAAGAGUACUUUCGAGUGCCUCGGUACUGGUCCAAGUACAUUAAAGUACGGGAUACAACCAUCCAACCGAUGCCGCUGACUGUAAUCCGACCGUUUCUCUGGGGGUUGUAUCAUGCAGCUGCCAAGCAGCGUAUUGACGCGUACGACUUUGUCGAGUUUGUGGUGCAGCACAUGACGCUCCAGUUUGGCGCCCAUACAAGGCACCGACUCCAAGGACUGAUCACCGCCCUCGAACAAUACUGUAUCAAGGACACGUGGGUGUUUGCCUUUUGUCGGUUUUGCGGGAUUGCCGAACAAUUGCCGUCGGAUUGCUUUACCUUUUACGUGUCGGCAUUGCAAUGCUUGCAGUUUGCAGUGCCGAAUCGAGCGCAACAAGCCGACUACUACAUCCCUAGCGAUGUGUUUUACCCGCUGUUUGUGAAAAAAGCCGUCAUGGCGUUACGUACGAUCGCAAGCGACGCCAACAUCGACGAAGCCAAAUGGUACGCCACGCUGCGCGAGUGUCGAGUGCUGUGUCCGCGCAAGACGGUGCUCGGCAGCCCCAUCUACGUCGUCGGGCUCGGGGCGUUCAUGGAUUUGGUGUUGGACAUUUGGCUGUCGAAUCGACGGAUGAUGGAAGAUGAGAUGCGCCGGAUGUUUGUCCAGUUUGACACGGAUCAAAGCAAGAGCUUGAGCUACGACGAGUUCCGGGCAUUCAUUGUGCACUGCCACAAGACGCUGCAGGAAUCGGCAUCCACCAGCCAGUCAUUUUGUCAGCGCGUUGUGGACGAGAAGAACGUCGUCAAGCUGUACGGCAAGUGCCUGAUGCAGUCUGACCAGAGCGAGAUCAACAUCGACUCGUUCGUGCUGGGCGGCAUGGAAAAUCCGCUGACCCUGGCCAUGUUUGGCUUUGCGGUGCCACCGACCCAAACGACCGCGGCCAGUAUCAUGGCCAUGCAGUUGAUUAUGCGCGCCAUGCGGGCCUAUAUAAAACGCUUGCGGUCGGUCACUCCAGUCCCCCGAUCGCCAAAUUCCUAACAACAAUAUUUCUAUAUAUUGCAU